Lineus longissimus is the source of this 1265-nucleotide messenger RNA. Its product is annotated as soma ferritin-like. Gene Ontology annotation, biological process: iron ion transport; intracellular iron ion homeostasis. The coding region runs from base 123 to 764 and encodes 213 amino acids. Gene Ontology annotation, molecular function: ferrous iron binding; ferric iron binding. NCBI's taxonomy places the organism in Eukaryota, Metazoa, Nemertea, Pilidiophora, Heteronemertea, Lineidae. The transcript is spliced from 5 exons. The record is from RefSeq and is a predicted model, not a curated record. Gene Ontology annotation, cellular component: cytoplasm.
CUGCCAGCCAGUCGGGCCUUCAAAGAUAACAAAGCUGACAUAAGAGGUGAAAUUCUCUUUGCUAGUUCGAAAAGGAUCACUUCUAUUUUGCUUCUAAAGAAGGGUAUAGCGUAACGAACAAGAUGAAGUCAGCGUUAGCAGUUCUCGGGAUGCUGUUGUCCAUCCAGUAUGCAUGUGGAUUCGGAAACAACUGGGGGACCAGUUCAGCUUUUAAUACACCAUCGACAGACCCAGAUCUCGACGUCAAGAUGUACUUCAACCAAGAAUGCGAGGACAAGCUGAAUGAACAGAUUUCGGAGGAGCUUAUUGCCAGUCAUAUUUACCUGUCCAUGGCGCACUACUUCUCCCGAUCAGAUGUUGCCCUGUAUGGCUUCCACAAGUUCUUCAAGGAGGCGUCGGAGGAGGAGAGACAACAUGGCCAGAUCCUGAUGGAUUAUAUGAACAAGAGAGGAGGUACUAUCAGUAUGACACCUACCCUCGACUUCCCACAUGGAGACAAGCUGACCUCUGGUGAUUGGAUCAGUGCCCUCAACGCGAUGAAGACAGCCAUGAAGCUAGAACACCAUGUCAACAGGAAGCUGGUCAAGAGUGUACACGCAUGCGCAGUAAAGCACGAUGAUGCUCAUCUCCAAGAUUUCAUCGAAGGUACCUUCCUGACUGAACAAGUCGACUCCAUCAAACAGCUCGGAGAUUACAUCGCCAAGAUGACGCGACUUGGAGACACCAUCGGUCUUCACAUGUUCGACCAGGACCUGCUCAAGUAGGAUCGCACACUUCAUCACUGAGAUCUCUGACAUUGACAUUCUUUUCUGCAAAUCUGUGAUAUUGUAAUUUCGACUUGUACAUUUUCUUGUGCAUGACAACAUUAUCAAAACAUGAACCUCCACCAUAACAGGUGGAAUUCAUAAAACAAAACGACAGGCGGCGGAUCAAGAGAACAAAUGAUCAUUGAAGGACUGAUUUCCUAAUUUGCUCGGUCAGCAGACAAAUUUUAAUUUAUUUUAUGUAUAAUGUACAGCUCACUGUUGGUAAACUAUACUUAUGGCCUUGACUGUGAUAACCGAUGACCUGUCAAGUACUGUUGAUUAACUAACUAUAUACAUAUGUCUCUACUUUGUUCUUCUUUCACCACUAUAUGUCGAUUUAUGGAAAACCGAGGAUAAAAAACCAAGUUGAAUUUGCUCUACUGGUCACUUGGAAGAACAUUCGACAUAUAUUUGCAUAAUCAAUGAAACAAUACUUGAAAAUAAAGUUUAUUUGCAAAA